Molecule: messenger RNA, 1586 nt
Organism: Lolium rigidum
Lineage: Eukaryota; Viridiplantae; Streptophyta; Magnoliopsida; Poales; Poaceae
Product: leucine-rich repeat protein SHOC-2
Exons: 10
Coding region: 7-1392 (461 amino acids)
Molecular function (GO): protein binding
Source: RefSeq, a predicted model, not a curated record
GGAGCCAUGACGCGGCUGACGCUGGAGCAGACGGCGAGGGAGGCGGCGCCUGCCGGCUGCCUGGCCACGUUCCUAGACCUCUCCCACCGCUCCUUCUCCGACGUGUCGUGCCUAGGAAACUUCAAGAACCUGGAGCGCCUCGACCUCGGCCACAACUGCCUCGUCACGCUCGAGGGCCUGUCCUCGUGCACCAACCUGAAGUGGCUUUCGGUUAUCGAGAACAAGCUCGUGAGCUUGGAAGGCGUGGAAGCCCUCUCAAAGCUGCAGGUACUGAAUGCUGGCAAAAAUAAAUUGACCAAAAUCGACGAGGUCAGAUCUUUGACAAGCCUCGGAGCGUUGAUUCUGAACGAUAACAACAUUUCUUCCAUCUGCAAGCUUGAUCCCCAUCAUCAGUUGAAUACUCUUGUUCUCUCGAAGAAUCCAAUCGUUACUAUUGGUGAUGCUUUGGUCAAUGCAAAGUCUAUCAAAAAGAUAUCCAUGUCUCACUGUCAGAUAGAGAGUAUUGGAUCUUCUCUUGCUGCAUGUGUGGAAUUGAAGGAACUUAGGCUUGCUCACAAUCAGAUCACUACAAUUCCAAUGGACUUGGCCAAAAAUACCAAACUCUUGAACCUUGACUUGGGAAAUAACUUAAUUGAGAGGGUGACAGAUUUGAAGGUCCUUUCGGAACUACGCUACUUGAGGAACCUAAAUCUGCAGGGAAAUCCUAUUGCAGAGAAAGAUGGUCUAGCUAAAAAGGUCAUGAAAAUUGUGCCGACCGUACGCAUAUUCAACGCAAAGCCCAUAGAAGCCAGCUCCCAGAAUGAUAACUCUAAGAAAGUGGGUAUGCUGAACAAGGAUGAAGAUAUGCUUGCUCAUGAUCCCAAAGAUGUGAAAAAGAACGAUAAAAGAAAACGGUCAAAACAACAAGUGCAGAGCCCUGAAAAACCUGCAGCCAAAGAUACUCCUCCAGAUGUCACCAUUGCCACCCCAGUUAAAUCUGGACUACUGGAUAGUAAGAAAAAGAAAAAGGAGAAGGUAGUCCUAGAGCAUGACAAGAACAUUAAACCAAAAGGCAAGGAUGAUAAAGCUCCUUCCGAUGAUACUGACAGGAAGGCCAAGAAGGAAUCCAAGAAGAAGAAACUUGUCAACAAAGAUAAAGAUGUGGACGGAAUGGAUGACACCGAAGUGUCAUUUGCAGACUUUGUGUUUUCGAGAGAGGCUGCCCGUCCAGAGCCUGCGCUGGAGGAGAAAACCCAGGGAAUUGCUCCCGGUGGGAAAUUUGUCGGAGGCCUGGUGAUUGAUCACACCAAGAAGAGGAAGAAGUCGCAAGGGACGUUUCUUGAUGCGUCGGAUCUUAAGCUGCUUUCCUCUGUGCCUGAGGUGGGUGUGGGUGGACUGUCUGGGUGGGAUUAGUCGUAAUGCCUAGUGGGCUUGACAAGUGAUCUAUGCCUCGCCAUUAGUGUUACUAAAACCCUGCUCUAGGGUCUCAUUGCAAUGUGCCCCAUUGUCUGAAUUUCUUUCUAAAUUUCUUUGGCACCGGAAAUAUGUAACCAGACUUGAAAAUGUUGUUUGUUACAGAUCUAUGAGACUUGAGAUGGUUAGAAACA